Molecule: messenger RNA, 2440 nt
Organism: Branchiostoma floridae (Florida lancelet)
Lineage: Eukaryota; Metazoa; Chordata; Leptocardii; Amphioxiformes; Branchiostomatidae
Product: heterogeneous nuclear ribonucleoprotein H3-like
Exons: 15
Coding region: 114-1862 (582 amino acids)
Biological process (GO): regulation of RNA splicing
Cellular component (GO): nucleoplasm; ribonucleoprotein complex
Molecular function (GO): RNA binding
Source: RefSeq, a predicted model, not a curated record
GUGGCUUGAAUGAGGCAUUGGACAAUGCAUUUUCCAUCAAAACGUGUGUUCAGAUAGUAAGGAUAGUAAGGGUCACAUAUCCGGGGCUAACCAAACGCUAAUUAGAAUCCUAGAUGCCCUUCGGUCGACUUCUGAGCUGUCUUGUAAGAGCUGGUUUGACAUUGCCAAAGGUUCAGUUUGGUCCGAGAGCAGUUUCUGGACUAUUGCAUUCCAUCCCAUCACACAACUUGUGCAGCAUGGCUGACGAGGACGGCGGAUACGUGGUGCGCAUGAGGGGUCUCCCAUGGUCUGCCACUUGUGAAGAAGUGAAAAAUUUCCUUACAUCUGAAGGUUGUAAAGUAAAGGGUGGGGAUGGAGGGAUUCAUUUCACAUUCUCUAAAGAGGGAAGACCAAGUGGUGAGGCAUUUGUGGAGGUUGAAACUUCAGAAGACUUCGAGAAAGCACUGGCCAAGCACAACCAGCAUAUGGGUCACAGAUACAUUGAAGUGUUCCGGUCCAAGGUGUCUGAGAUGGAGUGGGUAGUGAAGCACAGUGGGCAGGACCAGGUCAACGAUGGCAUCGUCCGGUUACGGGGCCUGCCAUUCGGCUGCUCGAAGGAAGAAAUUGCUCAGUUCUUUUCAGGGUUGGAGAUAGUGCCCAAUGGGAUAACACUACCCACAGACUACCAGGGGCGCAGCACGGGGGAGGCUUUUGUGCAGUUUACAUCACAGGAUAUAGCUGAAAAGGCUCUGGGGAAACACAAGGAAAAAAUAGGGCACAGGUACAUUGAGAUCUUCAAGAGUAGCCGGAACGAGGUUCGCGAAUGCAUGAGCCCCAAGCCUCGUCCUCUAAUGUCCAGCCGUCCUGGACCUUACGACAGACCGCCCCCACGUGGUUACGGUGGAGGUGGCCGUCCUGGCAUGUACGAUCGGCGCAUGCGGGGAGGAGGCACUGGCUAUAGUGGCAAUUUCUACCAGGAUGACUAUGAUGGCUACGAGGACAGAUACGACAACUAUGGCGGUGGCAGAGGGCGCGGUGGCAGAAUGGGGAGAGGCGGCCGCGGUGGUGGAUUUGGAGGUGGUCGUAUGUACGGGGGUGGCUCUGGACACUUUGUUCACAUGAGAGGACUGCCAUUUAAGGCAGCAAGUGAGGACAUUGAACAGUUCUUCCAGCCACUGGUCCCCAUGAAGGUCCAGAUCCACUAUGGCCCAGACAAGCGAGCGACAGGCGAGGCAGAUGUGGAGUUUGCCUCUCAUGAUGAUGCUGUAGCUGCCAUGGCUAAGGAUAAGGCCAACAUGCAACACCGGUACAUCGAACUGUUCCUGGACUCCGAGGCUUCUUCUGGUGGUGGAGGCGGCGGCGGAGGCGGCAGUGGCGGAAUGGGAGGUGGUAACUUCGGAGGUGGUCGCAGCAACAUGGGUGGAGGCAUGGGGGGGCACAGUGGAGAUGGAUCUACAGGAGGUUUCGGCCAAGGCAAUAGUGGUGGAUAUGGGGGUGGAGCUGGCUACAAUCAGGGGGGCAUGGGGGGCUUCGGAGGGUUUGGUGGACAGGGCAACAUGUCACAGGGUAUGAACCAAGAUGCCUCUAAGAACUUCACCCAAGGAACCAAUGCCAAUGGCAGCUUUGGGGCCUAUGGUGCUCAGGACAUGACCAUGGCCCAGGCAGUAACAGGACAAGGUAACAUGGGAGGCGGCUUCUAUGGAUCCGGUACCGGUGGCAACAUGGGCGGCAACUACAACCAGCAGGGCAUGGGAGGUGGCAUGGGAGGGAUGGGCGGAGGCAUGGGUGGGGGCAUGGGCAACAUGGGCAUGGGGAACAUGGGCAGUCAGCAGGGCAUGGGGUCCGGCAACAUGAUGGGACAGGGGGGAGGCUGGGGCAUGUAAGGGAACACUUGGUAAGUCUUGCAGCAUUCGUUGUACGACUUUCAUCUCAAAGAAUUUUCAAGCAGGCUGUGACAGAACCGCCAAGGAUUUAAGACAGCCUUGUUGGUAACAGGAUUUUGUUGUAACAGGACGUUGCAUUUUGUACAACAUAUGCACGUCCAUCUCAAGAAAGCCCUCAGUUUGCGAUGUAUGACGAUUGUGAUCAUGCCCAUAAUGAUAAUUGAACAUACACCUCUGAAAGUUGUACAUGUUAUCACUCUGACAUGCCCAUCAACAUGGUUUAGUUUAUGAUGGUUGUCAUUGGUUCUUUGUAUUACACUGAUAGUAAGGCAUACUUUUUGUUAGGUGGUACAACUACGGACUAAAGACAAUGGUUUAGAAUCUUCAGGGGAGCUUUUUGUUCAGACUUAUAUUUCUUUCAAUUGUGAGGGCAAGAACAUUGCUACUCUAGAGAGUUGAAUAUGUAUACAGACUGCCAAUACAUAGAGCUGACUUGACAGUACAGGAGUUGACUAUUGACUAAUCAGUGUAUUGUUGUGACUUAGUGUUUUUUUACCAAUAAAUGCCAUUCCCACGGA